UUGACGGCGGCCCUCCUCCUGGCCUCAUCCUCAUCCUCUUCUUCCUCUUCCCACCCCUCCGGCCGCACACCCACUCCUAGGUUAAUCCACAGGGGCUUAGAAGGUGACUGUCAUCCUCAGCCGUCCCCUGCCUGUGGUGGCAGCCAGCAUGUCCCAAGCACCCGGCGGAUUUAUGGUCACCAACAGAUGGGGGGGGAAAGGCAGGGGAGGCCAGACAGACGCCUGGCUGGACAGACAGAGUGCCGCUCGGUGCCCGCCACCUGCCUUUCCCCACUUGGUGCUGCUGAGCCAACCCUGGGGAUGCAGAUGGAGCCGGCAGCAGGGUGCCACCCCCCUCCCUGCUCCCCCUCCAAGCCUGCCUGGGCUUUAGCUGCUUACGCCAGGGCCUAUGAGGAUUUAGCGGGGGAGGCACGCGGGCGGCGGGGGGGGUGACACUGGCAACGUGUCGGUGUGUGAUGGGGGGCACGGAGCGGGGUAGGGGCCUGCUGGCACAGGGUGCUCAGCGCUUUGCAGCAUCCAUCUGCUGCUCCGGCACCGCAGCCCUAAGGGUGCCCACCCCCAACAGCACCCCUGGGUGCCGCCGUCCCAGCGUUGCCUGCCCGGUGCCCUUGAGCCCUUGAGCCCUUGUGCCCUGCCAGCUGAUCGGCUUCCAGGAACAACAACAAAAAAAAAAACGCAAUUACAAAGAGGGGCGAUGUGCGAGCCAAGUGUGGGGGGGGACAGGAAUGUCCCCAGCGGUGGCAGAUGGCCUUACCCAGGGUGCAUUGUUCCUUUUAGUGUCUCUUAUCCGCUGUAAUAGGAUCCCGGAGGGAGGGCUGUGGGAGAGGGGAAGAGCGAGGGGGGCCCCAGCGGGCCGGGGUGGGGGCCGGGGCUGCCAGCCUGCCCCGAGCCCGUCAAGCGGCUCAUUGUUCGCGGCCCGGGUGGCACGGGGCGGCCCCGGCGGCAUGCGGCACUGAGCGGCGGCGGUGCGGAGAGGAAACCCCAUGUCCCCCAGGCCAUGGCAUCGCCGGACAGAGCGAGCGGCCCCAGAGAGCCGCAGCUCAGCAUCACCCUGACCCUCCGCAUGCUGAUGCACGGCAAGGAGAUCGGCAGCAUCAUCGGCAAGAAAGGAGAGACAGUAAAGAGGAUACGGGAGCAGAGCAGCGCGCGCAUCACCAUCUCGGAGGGCUCCUGCCCCGAGCGCAUCACCACCAUCACCGGCUCCACCGAUGCCGUCUUCCGCGCCGUCUCCAUGAUAGCCUUCAAGCUGGAGGAGGACCUGGGGGAUGGGACGGCGGCAGGAAGGACACCGGUGACGCUGCGUCUUGUCAUCCCGGCCAGCCAGUGCGGCUCGCUCAUCGGCAAGGCGGGCACCAAGAUCAGGGAGAUCCGGGAGAGCUCAGGGGCUCAGGUGCAGGUGGCUGGCGACCUGCUGCCCAACUCCACAGAGCGCGCCGUCACCGUCUCGGGGGUGCCGGACACCAUCAUCCAGUGUGUGAGGCAGAUCUGUGCUGUCAUCCUGGAGUCGCCUCCUAAGGGGGCCACCAUCCCCUACCACCCUGGGCUCUCCCUGGGUACCAUUCUGCUCUCUGCCAACCAGGGUUUCUCCAUGCAGGGGCAAUACAGCGGGGUCUCUCCGGCGGAAGUCACAAAACUGCAGCAAAUGUCGGGGCACACCGUCCCCUUCCCACCACUGGGCCACCCGCCCUCCAUGGUUCCAGGGCUGGACUCAAACUCCCAAAGCAGCUCUCAGGAGUUCCUGGUGCCCAAUGAUCUGAUCGGCUGCAUCAUCGGCCGGCAUGGCAGCAAGAUCAGUGAGAUCCGGCAGAUGUCGGGCGCCCACAUCAAGAUUGGGAACCAGACCGAGGGCUCCAGUGAGCGGCACAUCACCAUCACGGGGUCCCCCGUCAGCAUCACGCUGGCUCAGUACCUCAUCACCACCUGCUUAGAGACGGCCAAAUCUACCUCCCAGGUGCCACUCGGCCCUGGCUCCGUGGAUCUCGGUGUGGGCUUCUCGCAGCCGCUCGCUCCGGGCUCCAGCGCAGCGCUGCCUGCUGUCCCUGCCACCCCCCCGGCUCUGCUGGGCACCCCCUAUGCCCUCUCUCUCUCCAACUUCAUCGGCCUGAAGCCGCUCUCCUUCCUGGCGCUGUCCCCAUCCUCCGCGGCAGGUGCCAAUGGUGGCACUGCCACCUACACGACCAAGAUCUCGGCGGCCAACGGCACCAAGAAAGCUGAUCGGCAGAAGUUCUCGCCCUACUGAACCCCUCUGUGGGUGAACAAGGGAGGUCCUGGUGCCACCUGGUGCCAAGGACACCCCUUGUCCUCCAUCCCUCCCCCAGUCGUCCCCCCCAGCAUCCCAUGCCCAGGGGAGGGGGGCCCAGAAGUGAUGGCCUCUGGAGCAAAAAGAGUUGCUCCAAUGCCCAUCCUGGCAGCACUGUGUCCCCUCUCCCCCCCAAACUUGCUAUGGUAUGGGUAGGAGGGCUGUCCCUGCUGGGGGGGGGGACAUCCUCCAACUCCCUGGUGUCCUUUGUCCCUACCUUUGCCCACACUGCUGUCCCUCUCCUGCCAUCCCCAACCCUCUGGGCUGAACCCCAGAGCUGCUGAGGGGCUGCCUGGCCUCUAUGGUGUUCCCCCAUCCCCUGGCUGUGUCAGGGGGACUUUCCCCUGGGCAGUCACCUCCCUCCCAGCAACCCCCAAGAGCCUGCUGGCUUGGAAAUGCUGUAUAUAUAAGUCUAUAUUUUUCCUCCUUUGUAACUUAUCAAUGGUUUAAUAAAAAGAUCAAAUUUA
Messenger RNA from Lagopus muta (rock ptarmigan), 2766 nucleotides. RefSeq names its product poly(rC) binding protein 4 (gene PCBP4). Lineage: Eukaryota; Metazoa; Chordata; Aves; Galliformes; Phasianidae. The transcript is spliced from 13 exons. Gene Ontology annotation, molecular function: mRNA binding. Gene Ontology annotation, biological process: negative regulation of mRNA splicing, via spliceosome. The coding region runs from base 998 to 2239 and encodes 413 amino acids. Gene Ontology annotation, cellular component: cytoplasm; nucleus. The record is from RefSeq and is a predicted model, not a curated record.